GCACCGGAUAUGUCGUUGAUCUUGACCUUCCCUUUCAAUUGGCCGGAAUCAGUCUGUCGUGUAGCUGCAAGCUACAUUCUUCUAAAAGUAGUAGAAAAAUGCAAUUAUCUCCGCUGUAAAUGGUAUUGCCAACGAGGUAUUUACCAAAGUGUACAUAUAAAGUCGUCUUUUUACGGGAACAAUGGUGAAGUACUUCGCCUGUGUUGGUCUUCUGAAAAGUUCCUGGGACCAAGUCUGCAUCGCUUUCUGGGAGCGAUACCCCAACCCCUACAGUAACCAUGUCCUAACGGAGGACAUCAUCUUCAGGGAUGUAACUCCAAGUAACCGUCUGGUCUCUAGGCGACUGCUGACCAAAACUAACCGCGCCCCUCGCUGGAUGGAGAAGUACCUGCCGGUUACCAUGGCCAGGCACGCCUACAUCAUCGAGGAUUCCAUCGUGGACCCCCAGAACAGAACCAUGACAACGCUGACUUGGAACAUCAGCCACGCACGAAUGAUGUCUGUGGAGGAGCGUUGUGAGUACAGAAUUAACCCUGACAACACCAGCUGGACGGAGAUUAACAGAGAGGCCUGGAUCUCGUCUAACCUCUACGGGCUCUCCAGAGCUAUACAGGAAUUCGGCCUUGCCCGGUUCAAGACCAGUGUUGCAAAGACCAUGAAAGGGUUUGAAUACGUCCUGGCCAAAAUGCAAGGCGAUACCCCCUCCAGGACCCUGACUGAGCAGGCUGCAGAGAGGGCCAGGGAGACGGCUCUGGUAGCUAAAGAGAAAGCCAAAGGCCUGGCCUCACAGGCUCACAAGAAACACCAGUAUGUCUGAGCUGCCAGUGUAGGGUGAAGCUUCCCUUAGACGCUGAUAUGGUUAGGAUUAGGAUUGGGGCAGGGGAAGCUGAUCCUAAAUGUCUUCCUAGGAACUUUAUCCUGGAGCCCGAGGGAGGAAGUAGACAUUGGCCCCUGUCAGACCUGCCUGGAUUCAAAGACUAUUCAAGAAUAAUUUCAACUACUUUAUCUGGGAUCGAUUUUAAGUAUGCCUGGAACCAAUAGAAUGCUGAAAACCCCUGCUCGUCUGGCACUCCAGGCAGGCUCAAGCAAUUACAAAAAAAAAAAAAAAUGUUGAAUAGUAUUUGAACCCAGAUCUGUUUGUCCCUAACUGCUGGACCAGAGUCAGAUCUUAUUUACCCCCCUCAUGAUUACAUUUGGAGGUAGGGGAAUCUGAUCCCAGAUCUGUAAUUAAGGUUGCAAAAUUCCGGUAACUUCCAGAAAUACCAGUUGAAGAUUCCCGGAACAAUAUAAUAUAUUAGUAUUAAUAUAUUAAUAAAAUAUAUUAAUAAUAUAUUAAUAUAUAUAGUAUAAUAAGGUAAUAAGCUGGAAAUCGGAAAUCCUCCAACCAGUUUCUGGGAAAUGUUGUAGAUGCUUUGAAGAAAUGUUACUACUCUCGGUGUGACUGAGCUCAGGACCAUUACAGUUAAAAGAUUUGAUUCAAAUGUGGUCAGAGGCUUCGUGAGACGCAAUUACUGCUCCUCCGGAGGCGGAGUCUUAAUCAAACUCCGUAACGCCUCUUAAAUGUUGUAACAAUGCAGAGGGCUCGGUUUAGCUCCACAUUGAUUGGUUGACGGUAAGCGGGGGGGGUCCUGUAUUAAAACAAACUCACUGCCAUGACAACUUCCUUCACAGCAGUUCUGCGAAACUCUGACUUCAGCAGAGGCUGCAACACGGCGUACGGGCCACUACAGCUUUUUCAACUUUGUCUUCUACCACAAAGUGUCUAGGGUCACAAUAGUCCUAGCUAGCGUCCUUGUCUCCUUUCCUUCAGGACAGUACUCUUUAACAGGUAGGUGAAGGCACUGGGCUUGUUUCCAUUCUACUUCCUCCACGUGUCCGUGGUCUUAUCAGUUGGGGUGUAGAUGCUUAUCUCAAUGAGACAAACCUGCAGAAAUGAAGGUUACAUACCAGUAGCAGGAAGUGGCCGCGACGAGGCUAAACUCUAUGGAAGUGGUGACUGUACAUCACAGAAUGUAAACUGACUGUAAUGGUUGGAGGUAUGCGGCAGCAUCAGGGACAAGACGACGCCAGUCUCACCCAGCAGGUGGUCUACUGUGCACGGCCGACGUUGGUCUUGGUCGGUCUUGUCCUCUUUCUUUUCAGCCUGGUUCGUGUCUCCAGAAAUGACUCGUGACUCUAGUUAGAUUUCCAUCUGGAUGUUGUUGUGACCAACUGAAUACUGUCAUCGUCUUAAAGUCUAAACCACCACGAGGAUGUAGUUCCGCUUUCAUCGUCUUAAAGUCUAACCACCACGAGGAUGUAGUUCCGCUUUCAUCGUCUUAAAGUCUAACCACCACGAGGAUGUAGUUCCGCUUUCAUCGUCUUAAAGUCUAACCACCACGAGGAUGUAGUUCCGCUUUCAUCGUCUUAAAGUCUAACCACCACGAGGAUGUAGUUCUGCUUUCAUCGUCUUAAAGUCUAACCACCACGAGGAUGUAGUUCUGCUUUCAUCGUCUUAAAGUCUAACCACCACGAGGAUGUAGUUCCGCUUUCAUCGUCUUAAAGUCUAACCACCACGAGGAUGUAGUUCCGCUUUCAUCGUCUUAAAGUCUAACCACCACGAGGAUGUAGUUCCGCUUUCAUCGUCUUAAAGUCUAACCACCACGAGGAUGUAGUUCCGCACAGUGAAGCAGGUCCUUAGACGCUGAUAUUGGGUCAGUUUACCAUUCCCCCCCCACUAAUGUCUAAGGUUAUGAUUGGGUGAGGGGGAAGCUGAUCCUAGACCUGGAGGCCUACCCACCAUUCCCUCCCAACUCCAAGGAUGUAUCCCAAUUGGCACCCUUAUUCCCUCCCUAUAUAGUGUACUACUUUUUACCAGAGUCCUAUAGACCCUGAUAUAAAGUAGUGUCCCAGAGUCCUAUAGACCCUGAUAUAAAGUAGUGUCCCAGAGUCCUAUAGACCCUGAUAUAAAGUAGUGCCCUAAAUAGGGAAUAGGGUGCCAUUUGGAACUGCGCCAUAUAGACCCUGAUAUAAAAUAGUGCCCUAAAUAGAGAAUAGGGUGCCAUUUUGGGACUGAGCCUCAGUGCUCUCUUCUCUUCAGCUCUUUAACCUCUUGUGCUCUUCUGUCUUCUCUGUCACAAGAAGCAUUUCUCCUGUCUGUUGUAAUUCAUUUACCUUCAUAUAGUUGUGUUUCUCACACUGUAGAUGAGACUGACUACAUAUCUUCAUUUACAUUUGUGUUUUAGCCUUACGAUUUUAAAUAUUUGUUUUUUCAUUUCAAAAUCCAAUCUUUUGUUUCUGCUAGCUAGACUGCUCCAAAAAAGCACAUGUCAAAAGAAAUCUCUUGAUUCUCUUCGCUGAUUAUAUUCAUUGAUUUUUAGUUAUGGCGUUUUCAUUUCAUUGCUUCAAAUUUAAAGUUGUUACAAGUGUGAUGAGGGGGUCCACGUUGCUUGAAUGUGAACCUCGUUCUUGACAUUGUGAACAGACAGGAUUGCUGUCGACAUCGAUGUCUGUCUGAGGCAUGCUUGAAGAAAUUAGCUCCAGAAAGUGAGUCAAAUUGCUGAAGUUGUAAAUGACACUUAAAGACAUCCUGGGUGUGACUGGGUUUUUUUUUUUUUUCAACCUCCCGCUUUGGGCCUGGAUGUGUCUGUAGUUUCAUCAAUAAUGCUCGAGGGGUCGUUGGCACGUGGCCAAUAUACCACAGCUAAGAGCUGUUCUUAAGCCAUAUAUCACAUAUCCAGAGGUGCCUUAUUGCUAUUAGAAACCGGUUACCAACGUAAUUAGAGCAGUAAAAAAUUACAUAAUGUUUUGUCAUAUCCAUGCUAUACGGUCUGAUGUACCACGGCUGUCAGCCAAUCAGCAUUCAGGGCUCGAACCACCCAGUUUAUAAACAUGCAGAAUUACUGUCUUACCUCAAUUAGCCAUGAAAUCCCUAGUUUCUAACCCUUUCCCGCCACAUGGGCCAGCAAUUAGUUGUAGUCCGCGGGCUUCGGCCCCUUUUUGACAUUUUGAGUGACGGCAAGAUGCUAACGCAGCAGAGAGAGGAGCAAUGAUGUGGUGCACAUACGUGAUGUAGUACACAAUAUUCGGGGACCACUUUUGGUUUGUGAGUGCUCCUAUCAGAACCACUGGCUGAAAGGUAAACAAAAAGUACUGUUGAAUUAUUUUAAAUUUAUUUUAAAUUAUUUUUUUUAUUUUUUUUUAAUGAAUGCAUACAAAUGAUGAAUGUGCUAUGUUUGAGCAACAGGCUUAUUGAUGAAUACCAAUAAAAUAUUUUGUGUUACAUGGA
Molecule: messenger RNA, 4267 nt
Organism: Oncorhynchus tshawytscha (Chinook salmon)
Lineage: Eukaryota; Metazoa; Chordata; Actinopteri; Salmoniformes; Salmonidae
Product: PRELI domain-containing protein 1, mitochondrial
Exons: 6
Coding region: 182-817 (211 amino acids)
Biological process (GO): phospholipid transport
Cellular component (GO): mitochondrial intermembrane space
Molecular function (GO): phosphatidic acid transfer activity
Source: RefSeq, a predicted model, not a curated record